AUGGGGGCAGCGGCAACUAAUAACAACACUAGUUUACCUGCCACUGUACCUCGUCUCCCAACCACUUCCACAAUUCCGCCUUUCCGCCUCAGCACAAGUCCACCUGCACAACAGUUCCGCAUCCACGAUGAUGAACUAGGUAAGAAGAUUUGUAUGGCCGUUCAUGAAUUUCAGUUAAGUAACUCCUGGGAGACGUUUGCUACGGCACAGAGAGGAUCAGCUCCAGAUAUUCUUGCGCCCAAUGUUAGGCAUCUGGCACAUCCAGCUGCACACCUCCUCGAUCACCUUCGAAAUCAUGGCGCACCCAUACCGAUGUCUACACUACCUUGGAGCGCACAACGACAAGAUGACGCCGUCGCCCGAGGUCCUCACAAGUCUACAAAAGAUGAAGUGUCCUUCAUCCGAGAAGAGUUCACUGAUUUUCUCAACAAGAAAUUCUGGACCAUCCUACCCUAUCGACUCGUGCGGCAUCUACAGAACUUGCGACUCAGUCCUCUUGGCGUAGUUCCACAACGGGACAGACGGCCCCGACUGAUAGUUGACCUUUCUUUCUUUGGCAUCAAUCAAGAAUCCGUCCCAAUUGCGCCAUCAGAUUCCAUGCAAUUUGGACGUGCCCUUCACCGCAUCCUGCAACGAAUCCUACAAGCCAACCCUCUACAUGGGCCUGUUUACAUCUCCAAGAUUGACAUUGCUGAUGGUUUCUACCGCAUUCAAUUGGCACCUUAUGCCGUCCCACAUCUGGCCGUCCUACUCCCGCAACACCCCAACAAAGAAGCCAUGGUUGCCUUUCCCUUGGUCCUCCCUAUGGGCUGGGUCAAUUCGCCACCAUACUUCUCGGCCGUCACCGAAACUGGAGCGGACCUGAUGAACCGACACCUCAAACAGCGCCCCCAAGAGCCACCUCAUCGCCUAGAGAGCUUGCCCUGA
Cylindrotheca closterium is the source of this 927-nucleotide messenger RNA. The record is from the annotation of a GenBank genome assembly. NCBI's taxonomy places the organism in Eukaryota, Bacillariophyta, Bacillariophyceae, Bacillariales, Bacillariaceae.